GGUGCAGAUGAUGCUGCUGGGAUCCCCAGCGCCUGCAUUUGUGCUGCUUGGACUCAGUGUGGAGCUGCUCAACUUGCAGUUUUUCCUGUGGCUGCUUCAUUUAAUUCAUCUGCCCAAUUGUGGAGGCCAAAGUUGUUAUAAUUAGAUCAUAGAAUCACAGGAUGGUUUGGGCUGGAAGGGACCUUUCAGACCAUCUCGUUCCAACCCCUGCUAUGGGCAGGGACCCCUCCCACAGCCCAGUUGCUCACAGCCCCAUCCAGCCCGGACUGAGUGUUGUUGGGGAGGAGCAUCCACAGCCUCACAACAACCUGCUCCAGUGUCACCACACUCAGUAAAGAAUUCCUCCCCAAUGUUUAGUCUAACCUGCCAUCUUCCAGUUUAAAGCCAUUUCCCCUUGUCUUCUCACUACCUGCCCUUAUAAAGUCUCUCCCCAGUUUUCCUGUAGGCCCUUCAGGUCCUGGCAGGGCUGUAAGGUUCCCGCAGAGCCUUCUGUUCUCCAGGCUGCACAGCCCAGCUCUCAGCCCAUUCUCAUAGUGGAGCUGCUUCAUCCUCUGAUCCCUUCGUGCCCUCAGCAGCUGCUCCAGCAGCUCCACGUCCUUGUGCUGGGGCUGCAGCCCUGGACGCAGUGCUCCAAGUGGGUCUCACAGGGCGGAGCAGAGGGGCAGCAUCUCCCCCCUGUCCCUGCUGGUUUUGCUUCUUGCUGCAGCCCAGGGUCAUUUGUCCUCCUGGGCUGCCAUAUCCACAACUGCUCCCUCCAUCACAUCGUUGUUCUCCACUUUUGUGGCCGGGUGUGUGGGAAAUCACAGCCUGAACCUCUCAUUAAUCAGCUGAGGCACGUGUGGGGUCAGCUGCGGGUCACAGGUGAGAGUAAUGGAGCUGCGCUCCCGGGGGGGCUGGAGCUCGACUCCGCCUCCUCUGAGACCUCAUUUAAGGGCUGACCCUCACUGAGGCAGCAGCUCCUGGAUCCCCCCAGUGCCGGCUGCCUCAGGUUCCCGUCCAGGCGUCAACACGGGUGAGUUUUCUUUACUAAGAGCCUUUGACUAUUUAUCACCGUCCCCUGUCACCACCGUUACUGUGUUGUUGUGCUGGGUGUUACGUGAGUCCCGGUGGAUGGUGGCUGCUGCUCUUCGCCCACUGACACUGUGCCCCCAUGAGCACGAGUCCAUCGGGCGCCAUUGGCCGUUGCUGUCGGUACCUGCGCUCGCCGCCAUGUCCACGUGGGGUGUAGGAAGGUCUUAACCCGGAUCCUUCGUGAUGGCGGCGGCUCCGCGGGCGGUGAAACAGCGGCGCAGCGAUAACGCUCUGCCCCACAGCUGCAGCUCUGCUCUCGAUGUGGAUUCUGCUGUGGCCUUUGAGGGUUCGGGUUCCUUUGGCCUCAGCGUGGCACAGAGCAACGAUGGGGUGCUGGUGGGGGCUCCCCUGGAAUUCGGGGGCCAAGGUCACGUCUAUCGAUGCCGUGUGGGGGAGAGCAGGUGCAGCAAUGCAGACGUCGGUGACCGGCCGGAUAUGGGUCCCAUGGCACUGGGAAUGUCCAUGGCUGCCAACGGAUCCCAGCUCCUGACCUGUGGCCCGACAGCGCAGCGUUUGUGUGGGGAGAACGCAGAAGUGCCGGGGUUCUGCUCCCUCCUCUUGUCAAGCCGAUCCCUAACGACCACCACGAGAGCGUGCCCCACGUCGGCCUCUGACAUCGUGUUCCUGAUGGACGGCUCCGGCAGCGUCGCAGAUUUCGACUUCCAGCGGAUGAAGAUUUUCAUCAUCGAAAUCAUCAAACGCUUCCGUGGGACCAACACCCGCUUCGCAGUGGUGCAGUUCUCCACGGGUGUUUAUUUGCACGUGGGUUUCUCGGACUUCGAUCUCCUCCCGCCGUCGGAGCUGGAGCGGCGCGUGCUGCGUGUGGCGCAGCGCAGCGGGAUCACACAGACGGCAACGGCCAUUCGCACCGCGCUGUUGCAGGUUUUCCCCGGGAGCCGCGCGGGGGCCAACAAGGUUCUGAUCGUGGUGACGGACGGGCAGAAAUACGGAGACGGGCUGCGGUACGAGGACGUGAUCCCCGAGGCGGACAGUCAGGGCGUCAUCCGCUACGCCAUCGGGGUUGGCAGCGCCUUCAACGACCCCAAAGCGGCCGCGGAGCUGCAGCUCAUCGCCUCGGCGCCCCCCCACGCGCACGUGUUCCGCGUGGACAACUUCGAGGCGCUGCGGGGCAUCCAGGAGCAGCUGCAGGAGAAGAUCUUCGCCAUCGAGGGGACCCGUCCAGCCUUCGGAAGCUCCUUCCAGCUGGAGAUGGCCCAGGAGGGAUUCAGUGCUUUGCUCACCCCCGAGGGUGCAGUGCUGGGAGCGGUGGGUGCCUACGACUGGGCCGGAGGAGUCUUCAUCUAUAGGGCUGACGGGAAGGUCACCUUCGUCAACGCAUCCGAAGCGGAAGGGGGUGUGAGCGACGCGUACUUGGGUUACGCCACCGAGUCUCUGUCCCUGGGGGGGCUCCGGGCAUUGGCGCUGGGGGCCCCCCGGUACCAGCACGUGGGACGCACACUCCUCUUCGUGCUGCACCAUGGGGAGAAGUGGGAGCUGCAUUCUGACGCCAUGGGGCAGCAGGUGGGCUCCUACUUUGGGGCAGCGCUCUGCGCUCUGGAGACAUCGGGGGACGGUGCAGCGCUGCUGGUGGGAGCCCCCAUGUUCUAUGGGGAGGGCGCCGGGGGGCGUGUGGAGGUCUGCGCCGUGCUGCCGCAGGACCGUGCGCUGCGGUGCCACCAGACGCUGCGGGGUCAGGCUGGACACCCCUUGGGGCGCUUUGGGGCCAGCAUUGCUCGCCUGGGGGACGUCGAUGGGGACGGACUGCAGGACGUGGCCGUGGGUGCUCCCAUGGAGGAUGAUGAGCGUGGAGCCGUCUACGUCUUCCGUGGGGAGAAGGGUGGCAUCAGCGACCACUACAGCCAGCGCAUCGCGGGCUCCAUGUUCCGCGGUGCCCCACAGCACUUCGGGCAGGCGCUGAGUGGGGGGCGCGACAUGACGGGGGACAGACUGCCGGACGUGGCCGUGGGCGCACAGGGCCAGGUCCUGCUGCUCAGGUCCCCCCCCCUGCUGAAGGUGGAGGUGACCGUGACCUUCAGUCCCCCGGAAAUCCCCAUAUCUGCCCUGGGCUGUCACCGGGUGGAGGAGGAUGAGCCAAGUGUCACGGUGGUGGCCACGGCCGAACUCUGCUUUGUUGGCACCAGGAAGAGCAGCGACAGCUUAGGCUCCCUCGGGGCGACCCUCCUCUAUGAGCUGCAGUUGGACCCUGGUCGUGCCGCGCGCGCUGUGUUCUCUCCGGGCGGUGCAAGGACAAACGGGUCGGUGCACGUGGGCGAGGGACGGCGGUGCCGGACGUUCCCCGUGGCUCUGACGGGCUGCCCAGCCGACACCCUGAGCCCAGUGGCGCUGCGGGCGGACUUUGAGGCGCGCGGGGAUGCGCUGCAGCACGCACAGGGGCUGCGGGUGGCCGUCAGCAGAGACACACAACGAACCAUCACCGGAACGCUGCCCUUUGAGAAGAACUGCGGUGAAGACAAUCAGUGCGUGCCCGACCUCCGUGUGGCCCUCAGCUUCUCAGGGCUGGAGGAGCUGGUGGUGGGUGCCACCGAGGAGGUCACCGUCACUGUCACCGUGCACAACGUCGGGGAGGACGCGUACGGGGCCCACGUGGAGCUGAGGCACCCCCAGGCGCUCUCCUACCGCAAGGCCACUGUGCUGCAGCCCCACCGCAGGUCGCUGGCACAGCACUGCAGCUCCGUGUCCCCGGGAGGUGGGCGCAUCCGCUGCAACAUCAGCCACCCUGUGCUGUGGGCCGGCCAACAGCUGGUGUUUGCUGUCACCAUGGACGUGCCCCACGAGGCCGAGCUGGGGGACAGAGCCGAGGUGGUGGCAACAGGCAGCAGUGUCCCCCCUCCCGUGGGCUCGGUUCGGGCCGUGGCUGCGGUUCCGGUUCUGUACAGCGUUGUUCUGCUGCUCACCAGUUCUCCGUCCUCCACUCGCUCGGUCCCUCCCGGUCACACGGCGCUGCAGCUCCGGUACCAUCUCGCCGCACGGGGCUCGCGCCGCCCGCCCGGUUCCGCCGCCGUCCGGGUGCCCACGGGGCUGCGCGGGGUGAAGCUGUGGGAGCGGCUGCACGUGGACGGGCCGGAGGUCUGUGUCUCUGUCCCAUAUUCCUCGGGGGUUCCGGACCCCAUCCCUGUCCUGCAGCAGAACCCAGUGCUGGAUUGCAGCGUGGCCGCCUGCCAGGAGUGGCGCUGUCCGUGGGGGGACCCGCUGCCCCCGGGGGGCGUCGAGUUCAGCAUCGAGGGGCGGCUACGGGGGGACUGGGGGACACAGCUGCCCCUCCCCCACGUGGAACUGCUCAGCUCCGUCCAGCUGGUGAUUGACGGGCGGCACCGGAACGUGGGACGGGACCGGAUGGAGACCCGCACCGAGCUCCGCCCGUCGCUCCCCCCGUUCCCGCUGGUUCCGGUUCUGGGCGCGGUUCUGGCCGGUUUGUUGCUGGCGGCGGCGGCCGGAGCGGCGCUAUGGAAGGUCGGCUUCUUCCGGCGGCGCUACAAGGAGCUGCGGGAGGGCGGGAACGAGGGGGGCGGGAGCCCCCUGUGA
This is a messenger RNA of Coturnix japonica (Japanese quail), 4614 nucleotides long. The record is from RefSeq and is a predicted model, not a curated record. NCBI's taxonomy places the organism in Eukaryota, Metazoa, Chordata, Aves, Galliformes, Phasianidae.